GGGAGAGAUGAGUGAAGCAGUCAUGAGGGAUCAUAAGGGCAGUGGGAAUGAGCAGAAUCCUGGGACACAGGACACCAACAACACUUCAUUACCCAGUAAGAAACAACUGAGACAGCAGGCAAAAGACCAGGAAGUCCAUCACACCAGUGAAACAACAGCAGGCUGCAGGCAGGACCCCACCCCAAGCCAGGAGGUGAUCAGCACGAUGAGUGGCCAGCGCCCCAGUGGCUCCGUGGACAAAGAGAGAGGCAGUGGGGAGAGUGAGGAAGAUUCAGAUUCUGAUGACCUGGGCACUUCCUUGGAUGAACAGUCCAUUCUGGAGCGACUCGGCCUUAAUAGCAUGCAGCUGACAGAAGAGGAGACAGAGUCUGCCUUUGCCCAGCUGUCCCUGGCAUUCCGCUGCGACCAGUACACCCUGAAGAGAAGGCUGCAGGCCGAAGAGAGAGCCAGAGACAUCGCUGAGGAGAACUUCCGCCAAGAGCUGGAGAACGGCCGGGCCACGCUGCAGACCCUGAAAGGCCUGUUUGUGGACAGCAAGCGUGGCAGGAUCGUGCAGAAGCUGGAGCAGAGCCUGGAGGUCCUGUCCAACACCAUAGAGCGCAUUUCCAGUACCGCAGAGCUUCUGGGGGCUGUGCACCAG
Messenger RNA from Lepisosteus oculatus (spotted gar), 640 nucleotides. The record is from RefSeq and is a predicted model, not a curated record. Lineage: Eukaryota; Metazoa; Chordata; Actinopteri; Semionotiformes; Lepisosteidae.